This is a messenger RNA of Didymella exigua CBS 183.55, 1590 nucleotides long. RefSeq names its product general substrate transporter. The record is from RefSeq and is a predicted model, not a curated record. Gene Ontology annotation, molecular function: carbohydrate:proton symporter activity. The transcript has 6 exons. NCBI's taxonomy places the organism in Eukaryota, Fungi, Ascomycota, Dothideomycetes, Pleosporales, Didymellaceae. Bases 1 to 1590 code for a protein of 529 amino acids. Gene Ontology annotation, biological process: carbohydrate transport; transmembrane transport. Gene Ontology annotation, cellular component: membrane.
AUGGCGGACGUCGAUCAGCACCCCAAAUUCAUGGGGCUUACGGGUCGGCCAUUGAGCACCGCUGUGUCAGUGGUUGCUACAACUGGUUUCCUACUAUUUGGUUAUGACCAGGGCGUCAUGUCAGGUAUCAUCGGCGCCGCGCCGUUCCAUGCAUACUUUCCCGAGAUUCUGUAUAACUCGACCAUGGAAGGCUUCGUCACUGCCAUCUAUGAGAUUGGCUGUCUCGCUGGCGCCGUGGCCAUGCUCCUAUACGGCGACCAUCUCGGUCGCCGCAGGGCUAUCAUGUGUGGAGCCAUCAUCAUGAUCCUUGGUGUAAUCAUUCAGGUCACGCCCAUCAAGGGAUACAACGCAGGCGCACAGUUCAUCGUGGGCAGAACGAUCACCGGCGUUGGCAAUGGCAUGAACACGGCAACGAUUCCGACAUACCAGGCAGAGUGCUCCAAGACUUCCAACCGAGGCCUGUUGAUCUGCAUCGAAGGCGGCGUCAUCGCGUUUGGAACAUUGAUCGCAUACUGGACUGACUAUGGCUGCUCUUUCGGGCCUGAUCAGCUCACCUGGCGCUUUCCCAUCGCAUUCCAGGUCUCUUUCGCUCUAGUCAUCUUGAUUGGCCCAUGGUAUCUACCAGAAUCUCCGAGAUGGCUGUUGAGCAAGGAUCGCCAUGAGGAUGCAGUCAAAGUCAUCUCCGCGCUUCGGGGAUACAGGCUGGAUUCAGAGGAAACUCGCCUCGAAGCUCACAUCAUCAUGGACUCGCUGCGCGCCUCUGGCCACAAGGGUGGCAACACACCCUUCAGCGCACUGUUCACUAACGGCAAGACGCAGCACUUCAGGCGUAUGAUGCUCGGCGCAUCUUCUCAGCUGAUGCAGCAGAUUGGUGGCUGCAACGCGGUUAUUUACUACUUCCCGAUUCUCUUCGAGAGGUCCAUUGGCCAGUCCCACGAUAUGUCGCUGUUGCUUGGCGGUGUCAACAUGAUUGUCUACUCAAUCUUUGCCACUACCUCCUGGUUUAUCAUCGAGCGCGUUGGCCGUCGCAAGUUGUUCCUCAUUGGUACCGUUGGACAAUGUCUAUCCAUGGUCAUCGUGUUUGGAGCACUGAUCCCAGGCAACCCGCAGGCUGCCAAGGGCGCAGCUGUCGGCUUGUUCACUUACAUUGCUUUCUUCGGCGCUACAUGGCUACCUCUCCCAUGGCUCUACCCCGCCGAGAUCAAUCCAAUCAAGACCCGUGGCAAGGCGAACGCUGUGUCGACGUGCACGAACUGGCUCUUCAACUUCCUAGUAGUCAUGAUUACACCAGUCAUGAUAUCGAACAUCGGCUGGGGAACGUAUCUCUUCUUCGCUGUCGUAAACGCGUGCUUCCUGCCGUUCAUCUACCUUUACUAUCCGGAAACGGCGAGGCGUUCGCUCGAAGAGAUCGACCUGAUCUUUGCAAAGGGCCACAUGGAGAACAUGAACUAUGUCAAGGCUGCAAAAGAGCUGCCGUACUUGGACGAGCACGGUAUCGAGCAGAUGCAGCGUCAGUACGGGUUCUUCGACGAGAACGAUGCUGGGCCGGACAUGUUUAGCGAGAAGGCGAGCAUCAAAGCUGUGCCGUGA